GUUAAAGCUGCUUUGUGCCAUGCCAGGGACAGAGUGAGCAUUUGGGUGAUUGUUGGGGUGUGAAGCUCAAAGACAAGUGAAACCCACAGUGAUUGUUGCUGUUGGGAACCUUGAGCAACAUGGGCAUGGGGACCUUGGAGUUAUUAACUUGUAUAUUGCAUUCAGAGGUGGGUCUCCCAGAGCUCACAGGUGCUCUGCCUAGCUGUGAGAUGAUGCUUCCUGAAGGUGCUGCCUUGUGAGAACGAUGGCGUUAAACAGCCUUUUGUCUUAGUUGUCACUUACCCAUUGCUUAAUCCUGGUCCAAAUACGUAUUUUUUGCUAGUAACAUUGAGUACCAGAUAAGAUUCAUUCUGGCCUAAUAGUCUGCCACUUCUCCCUUAUAAUUUCUGAGUGAUAAUAGGUAUCUUAGCUGUCUGCUUUUUUCAGGAAGUACUUUGAAUCCUGCUGUUACACAGGAGAAUUUUCCAAUCCUUUGCUUCUUUGGGUGAGAUGAACAUUUUCCUGCUAGAUGUAAGCCUGAAGUUUAGCUCUAGAAGACAAAUUGCUGGAACUGGGAUGACUGCUUUCAGAAGAUGAACAUGAGGCAGUUGAUGUCUUGAGUUUAUGGUCAGCGCAUUGGCUGUACAGUAGUACUGUCGUAACAAAACAUGCCCUGGAAGAAUCAAAAGGGAGAAUCUAUAAUCUGGGCAGAGGUAGCCACUAAAUGUGUUUUAUCGGGUUUAUAAUGCCUCCAUUUCUGAAAGGUGUAAGGAAGCAAAACAGAGAACAAAGUAACAGUGUUAGCAUCUAUCGUCUCGUCCAUCUGUGGUGAGCAGGAGGGACAGGUAUUUUUGAAAAAUCCCCAUGACUGGAUGAAAGUGUCAUUUGACCAUUCUCAGUAGCUCAUUUGGAAAUAAACUUUUUUAUUGAAGGACCCAUAAUAUAUCUUACGUAUACUUAUUGCAUUUCUUCAAGUGAGCCAUGAGCUCUAGUUUGAUGAGAAACAUUGGGAUAACAGUGACAUACAUUCUUAACACAGCAUAAUGGCCAUCGCAACAUACCUUGCUGGUGUAUCUUUGGAUCACCAUCCUGAAGAUCAUCUGAGUAAAAACGUGUUGUAGGGGAACUAUGAGACAAUAGGGAAUAUUACUUUGAGAAAGAACAUGGACUGAUGUAUCUGCUACCAUGCAGACUAUGGUAGCACUUUUUGGUGGAUUGGUGAAGUGAUUUGAGGGCUGAGCCUUUUCUCGUAGCAAUAAGAAAAGUGAAAGAAAUUUCUGGUUUUAAUAAAGAUUUUGUUUUCGGGUUCAGUUUCUUGCUGUAGUGUGGUGCAUCGAUUUUUGUGGUAGGAAUGACAGCAAUUGUAUCCUUGUCCUAGUCUGGAGACUGACUACAAACCAAUAGUUCAGUUUGUUCCUAACUGCAUUUUCUGAUAUGUGCUUAAAGUUUGGAGUGGAUAGUAUUGGACCCAGUAUUGGCUUUUUCCUUUAGCUAAACAAUUUUACUGAGUAAUGACAAUGCCUAGCUAUUUUUACCUUAGUAUCAGGGCAGUUUUAUUGUCCUUUUGUUUUCCAGGUCUUUAAGUAGAAAAAUUGUAGAAGUACACAGUCUAAAUGUAUUUUUACAUAGCAUCAAUUAGCUAUUCUUGGAAAUUCUUGUAGCAGUUUUUGUUAAGAUAUGUACUACUUCCACCUUGGUUUCUGUACCUCCUUGGAAGGAUUGGACAAACUGGACAAGGAUUUUCCUGUCUGUAUGUAAUUGGUAACUGUGUGUAGGUCCCUAAUCUGUUUGUGUGCAAAAAUACUGUGGUUCAUUGGGAAUAUCCUUGUGGGGAAACCGUCUUAUGAACAAACCAGCUGCAUUUGUUCUGGGACUUGGACAGUAGGAUCAAAGCUAGAAGGUAAUUGCACAGUAAAGGAGACUUGUUAGCUUUGAUGCACUUGAGGGAAGUGAAGGUUCCACUUAUUGUGGUGGAGAAGCUGGACUGGGAAUUGCCAAAGACUUAUAAUUGUGAUGGAGUGUGGAUGGAUGUGAAUAGUUUUGUUUGAGAUUUGCUGUUUCUGUUAGCUAGCAAAUUUUGUUUUGCUUCACCAAUGUGUGGGGUAGACUCAGCACAACUGUCUAGUUUCAAUAGUGUUUAUUCUGUAUCUCUUCAUACUGAAUCAGCCUGUAGGAUCUGAAAAAAACUACUGGUUAUUGUUAAUAGCAUUCAUUUUUCUUAGGUUCGCUAGGUGUUAUUAGACAAAGGAAUGCAGUAACUGCUGCUUAGUGUAAGGUUACACUUUUGCAAAGUGUAGUUGUAAUGUUUGAGGAUCAGAACUGCUUUUAGAAAAUAAAUGUUUUCGACUAAAGGCUUAUUGUGCUCAGACCGAUCAGACUGAAUGUACCCGCUUGGUAGUUAUCAGCUUCUCUUACAGUCCUUCUUACCCUAAGCCUUUGGGUGGUUAUGCCAAAUGCCAUCUGACUACAUUUGCUUGGGAGAAAUACUCGGUUUACUGUUUGGGAGCUCUGACAAGAAGGUUUUUGAUCUGCAUUCAGUGCCAGCUCUCCUUGUAGUUGUCUGGUUCUGUACUUCUCUGCUUGGUGAGCUGGUCCACAUCUUGCUUCAAAUCUUCCCUGUAAUGCCGAGUUCUGCAUGGUUCGCUUUCCACUGCAGAUCACAGUGAAGUUCUUUUACUGCAGAAGGAAUGGCAGUCCUUUUGCUGGGAGGAGAAUGUGCAUGUUGGACUAACAAAAAAUGCUUACUGAGGCAGCUGAAAUAGGAGACAGUACCCUAGACAGAUGCUGAUGCAGAACACUUGUAACCUGGGAUGUGGGUGUGCUGAUGGAAAGUGACCAAGGGGACUUGUUAGGUUAGAAGAAAGAUAUGUGGUAGUAUUAGUGCAAGUAUGGAAGAAAGGUGAUUUUCAUCUAAGUAAGCAAGUUAGUUGUAUUAAAAUAAAAAAUAGAGUGUUGUUUUAGUAUAAUACUUAAACAGUAGUAGUAGGUUUCUGAUCUGAACUUUAACUAACUUUAACUAACUGCACUUUAACUGGUUUCCAGUAUUCCAGUCAUGCAUUUAAACAAGAAGGUAAGGUCAAACCCUGGUUUGAUCUCCUUUAGAGUCGCACAUAUGAAGUGUAUAUGUAUGCUUUUAGCCAGAAGGAAACAUUAUGAUGAUCUAAUGGGACCUCUUACAUGAACUGGGCCACAUGUGUUUGAGUCUUGGAGGUGGACUCAAUAACUUGUGAUGAAACUAAAGAAUACCUCUAGAAGACAUGAGGUUUCAAUCGUGAUUUGUGGUCUUUUAGUGUGUGAAAUUGUGUUCUUUAGUUGUGUUUAAGAACUUCAGAAAAAUAAUCUUAAUUUCAACACAGGCUACUAGAGCUUGUGAUCACUUGUUGGGCUUUUCAUCAAACAUCUCUCUGUAUAUGCCUAUGGAUGAUGUUCUCUAGAACUAAACAGUCUGAGCUCACCACUGUCCACCAGCAAGGCAGCCCUGCCACAGCUCUGGCUCUGUACUUGGAGAAGGACUGCUCUCCGGCAUCUGACCUGCUUGGUGUCGGGGGGACAUGUUUACCUCUAUCAACUUUCUCCUUCAACUGAGUUCUAUUCAGAUUAAACCAAGAUAAAAGAACAAUAUGAAAGAUGUUUAUAUCUUUUUCUUUGUUUAGGACUUGCUGUUGUCCCAAUAAACUUUCUGUAAUAUUGUAGCCAUUCCAAGUAUUCCAGUCACCUUUUGACUCUCUCCAAAUUGUGACUACUAAAGUCAUCUUUGCCAUAAUGGUGGCUCUAACCAAGAGAGCUGAUCCAGCUGAGUUGAAAACAAUAUUUUUGAAGUAUGCAAGUGUGGAGAAGAAUGGAGAAUUCUUCAUGUCUCCUCAUGACUUUGUCACCCGAUACCUGAAGAUAAUUGGAGAUGGUUUGCCUAAUGCAAGCACUGUACAGCUCCUUGCAGGUGUGGUGGAUCAGACAAAAGAUGGGUUGAUAUCCUUUCAAGAGUUUGUGGCAUUUGAAUCAGUCCUGUGUGCUCCAGAUGCAUUGUUCAUAGUAGCCUUUCAGCUGUUUGACAAGACUGGCAAAGGAGAAGUUACUUUUGAGGAUGCUAAGCAAGUUUUUGGCCAGACCACAAUUCAUCAGCACAUUCCUUUUAACUGGAAUUCAGAGUUCGUACAGCUGCAUUUUGGAAAGGAUAGAAAAAGACACCUAACAUAUGCGGAGUUCACUCAGUUUUUACUGGAGAUACAGUUAGAACAUGCAAAACAAGCUUUUGUACAGAGAGACAGUGCUCAGUCUGGAAGAGUCACAGCUAUGGACUUCAGGGACAUUAUGGUCACUAUCCGGCCACACAUGCUGACGCCAUUUGUAGAAGAAUGUCUAGUAGCUGCUGCUGGAGGUACCACUUCCCAUCAGGUCAGCUUUUCCUAUUUUAAUGGAUUUAAUUCUCUCCUUAACAACAUGGAGCUCAUUAGAAAGAUCUACAGUACUUUGGCUGGAAAUAGAAAAGACGUGGAAGUCACUAAGGAAGAGUUUGUUCUGGCAGCUCAGAAAUUUGGUCAGGUUACACCCAUGGAAGUUGACAUCUUGUUUCAGUUAGCAGAUCUUUAUGAGCCACGGGGGCGCAUGACGUUAGCUGAUAUUGAAAGAAUUGCUCCUCUGGAGGAAGGGACAUUGCCCUACAAUCUGGCAGAGGCUCAGAGGCAGAAAGCUUCAGGUGAUGCGUCUCGACCUAUUCUCAUCCAGAUUGCAGAAUCAGCGUACAGGUUUGCCCUUGGUUCAGUUGCUGGAGCUGUUGGAGCCACUGCAGUCUACCCAAUUGAUUUGGUAAAAACUCGAAUGCAAAACCAGCGUUCUACAGGCUCUUUUGUGGGCGAACUUAUGUACAAAAACAGCUUUGAUUGCUUCAAGAAAGUGCUGCGUUAUGAAGGUUUCUUUGGGCUUUAUAGAGGUCUGUUACCACAGCUAUUAGGAGUAGCACCAGAGAAGGCCAUAAAACUAACUGUUAACGAUUUUGUGAGAGAUAAGUUUAUGAGUAAAGAUGGCUCUGUCCCACUGGCUGCAGAAAUUCUUGCUGGUGGCUGUGCUGGAGGUUCUCAAGUGAUCUUUACCAAUCCACUGGAAAUUGUCAAGAUUCGAUUGCAGGUGGCUGGAGAAAUUACUACUGGUCCACGAGUUAGUGCCCUCAGUGUAUUAAGGGACUUAGGUUUCUUUGGUCUCUACAAGGGUGCUAAGGCAUGUUUUUUGCGUGAUAUCCCCUUCUCUGCCAUUUACUUCCCUUGUUAUGCUCAUUUGAAAGCUUCAUUUGCAAGUGAAGAUGGGAGGGUUAGCCCUGGAAAUCUGCUCUUGGCUGGAUCAAUAGCUGGUAUGCCUGCAGCCUCUUUGGUCACCCCUGCAGAUGUGAUCAAAACAAGGCUACAGGUGGCAGCCCGGGCAGGACAGACCACCUACAGCGGCGUCGUAGACUGCUUUGCCAAGAUCCUGCGAGAGGAAGGUCCAAAGGCUCUGUGGAAAGGAGCAGGAGCUCGUGUAUUUCGAUCUUCUCCUCAGUUUGGUGUAACUCUGGUGACUUACGAGCUACUGCAGAGAUGGUUGUAUGUGGACUUUGGAGGAGUAAAACCAGCUGGAUCAGAUACAGUUCCUAAAUCUAGGAUCACGCUCCCUGCUCCUAACCCUGACCAUGUUGGCGGUUAUAAAUUGGCAGUUGCCACUUUUGCAGGGAUUGAAAACAAGUUUGGACUUUACCUACCUCGGUUUAAGCCAUCACCACCUACCUCAAAGGCUGCUGCAGCAGUAGGACCCUAAAUUUAUCGCUGUAGGGUUUUUGUUAUUAGUUGGGAAAGAGCCACUUUUCUAAUUGGUUAAUACUUUGUUCCUUUAGCUUCUCAUCAUAUAAAAGUUUAGCUUCAUUUGAGUUUUAAGGUAAUUUUCAUCUUAAACGUAAUCAUUUGUCUUUGUGCUUCCGUAACCAGAUCACUGUGAAAUUCUUACCAGUUGUUUUAAGUUUGGGACCAUGAAUGUAUUUGUCUACAUCUGACAUGUGCUUGUGUUGGGAAGACACUAAUUUUAGGUUCCGUUUAUUAGGGAGGGCUGGGUGAGAGCUGUGAACCAGAUCAUUUUACAGGCAGUGCGCAGUUGCAGAUUACCAGGGCAGAUGUCGCACAUCGUCACUCGAAUGGAAAAACUCAGUGGAUAUCACGGUGCUCAAAGCAGAAUGAUUUUGACUGUAUGUGUAAAUUGGUUAUAAACUUGGUGCGUGUCUGCAGAGGUCAGCAAAUAUAUACCCGGUACCUAAGUAUGCCAGUACAGCUUCAACUUUUUAAAUCUGUACACGCACAACUUCUGUUUCUGGAUCGUAUUAUGAAGCUUUUAUGUGGAACAUGUUUUUGUAAUGAAAACCACAUUUAUAAAUGUUUAGCCGUUGUAUUAUGUUACUGGUAUCAAAAUGCUCAAAAGAAAGUGUUAUUGUCCAUAGUCUUUGCACUUUAUGGCAGAACUUUUGGCAUUCUACUACACAUACAAGGAAAUUUCAUAACUAGGUGCCUAUCUUGGGUUGCUGGUGUUUGGAAUUCAGUUUGUAUAUGCACUUCUAUAGUAAAACGCUGCUUGUUUAAAUAACUGCAAUAGAAAAUUCAUGCACUGUAUCAAUGGUACCUGCCUUAAUUGCUGGCUUGUAAUUGGCAAAUAGGUGGUUUCAGAUUCUUAUUUACUUCAUCAAGUCAAAAGAGAUUAAAAUAAUCUAAAAUAAAAGAUUUUACUUAA
Messenger RNA from Pseudopipra pipra, 6717 nucleotides. RefSeq names its product solute carrier family 25 member 13 (gene SLC25A13). The record is from RefSeq and is a predicted model, not a curated record. Gene Ontology annotation, molecular function: L-aspartate transmembrane transporter activity; calcium ion binding; L-glutamate transmembrane transporter activity. The coding region runs from base 3742 to 5760 and encodes 672 amino acids. The transcript has 18 exons. Lineage: Eukaryota; Metazoa; Chordata; Aves; Passeriformes; Pipridae. Gene Ontology annotation, biological process: malate-aspartate shuttle; aspartate transmembrane transport; L-glutamate transmembrane transport.